UAUUAAGGAGAUUUUAUAAACGCAGCCAGAUUCUCUUCUCUUUCCCUAACUCCUUAUAAAUUAUCUUUCAGGAGAGGGCUAAAGCCCUUUUCUCAAGGUGAUCAGGAAAAUGCAGCCCUGAAAUUUUUCUAUACAGACCCCAAUUUCCUCAAGAGGCUUUACUUUUUCCAAGCUGCCAUUUAACCAGAUGAAUAAGAAAAAAUUUUAAUAACUUGCCUGGUUAAAUAAAUGGCAGGUAAAAACUGAUAUUAUGUGAAAGUAAGGCUUUACCCUAGCUUAGUUUCAGCUGAUAUCUCUCUAUCACAACACACAGCCGUUUUUGACAUGAAGUCAUGCUGACGGUUUCUAAAUGAUCUCUUGAUAGCUUUAUUUACCUUUGUGUUUUUUAGCUCCUUUUAAAUACAUAAUUUUGCAUUACGUGCCUUUAAAGAUUAACAUUAACCCAUGAAAAGCUUAUUGGACAGAUGUCAAACUGCAUAGCAUUUAUGCGGUCAAGCAAAACGCCUGCUGGAUACAGCUAGGGUGCAAAUGAAACCAUUCGUUUAUCAUUGACCAGCAUAUAUAUAAAAAAUUAGAUUCUGGUUGUAUCAUAAAUAUUUGUUCGGUAAUCAGUUGAAAAUAACAACCGAACGUCCAAUUAACCGACUUUACUCGUUACUUUCGCUUCAUUUUUUUCACAAUUAGUGUACCCAGCUAAACUAGGUACCUGCCAGCUAGGUCUGAAAAAAGCAUCGAGUUCGGUUAUGUAUGUCAGUGACUGGGGUGAACUAACAGGCUGCCUGCAGCUGGAGUUUGGCGUUUUAGCUCUUGGUGGAGGGGAGACGACGCCCGACUCCUAGCUUUAUUAGCAGUUAGCUUAACUAGCAGCCGCCGCCAUUAUAGCGGCCAACGACGGCAGCUAGCUUCCACCACUAACGCAGGCCCAGGGAUUUAAGAGGCUUGUUUGGCUGUUUCGGUUCUUUUUGUUUAUCGCGCUACCCAUUACAAUCAACUCCCAUUUUGAUUAAUCUAACCGAAAAUCAGUUCACGUCGUAAAUCCAAUGGCCAGCUUUACCGCAAGCUAACGUGACAGCUAGUGGCUAGCUGUGCCCACAACCUGCUUCCAGGGAUACCAAAGGGAUAACGCCAGUCUUGUAAACUUUGUUGAGAUGCAUUCACUGGCUCAGGAGAUCCACGGCUUCGCGAAAGACCGACUGAAGAAACAGUGCACGCGUGUUACCACAGUGACAGGCAAAAAGCUGCUGGAGAGGAGGAGUGAUGGAGGAGAGGGAGAUGUGGAGCUUGUUGAAGAGCUGGAGGAUGGAAAUGGGUGUGGAUUUGUAGAAGAUAACAGCCUGGACCUCCAAGUUGGUGUCGUCAGACCGUUCCUCCUGCUGGGCUCUCAGGAUGCAGCCCACGACAUUGACACCCUGCAGAGAUAUAAGGUAUCUCAUGUGCUAAAUGUUGCAUAUGGAGUCGAUAACCUGUUCCCAGAUAAGAUGGUCUAUAAGACGCUCCAGAUCCUGGACCUCCCAGAAACCGAGAUCACUUCCUACUUCGAGGAGUGCAGCUCCUUCAUAGAUCAGACUCGGGAACAGGGCGGUGUGGUGCUGGUCCACUGUAACGCUGGCGUGUCCCGCUCUUCCUCCAUCGUGAUUGGGUAUCUGAUGCUGAGGGAGGAGCUUUCAUUUGAUGAUGCAUACAGCCAGGUUAAGCUGGCGAGGCCAUCGAUUCGCCCAAACCCCGGCUUUUAUCAGCAGUUACAGAAAUACAAAUCCUAAGGGUCUAAAAGUCUGUUUUUUGCUUUUAAAACUGUGUGACAAAAUCAAAAUUAUAACUGGAGCACUAAUGGGAAGUCUUUGCCCUGUGAUAACAUCACAAACAUUUUUAUGUGGGAACUAUUUUCUUUCUACUCAAUUACACUUGCCAACCAUUUCACUUUCCAGGAGAUAGUUUUCAGCUACUUCUAAUGACGCUCAUGCUUGUGACAGGGUGACGGGUGUCCUACUGUGUUGAGCAGGACUGUUAGCUAGCUGCAUGCUUGUUUAGGUUGGCAGAUGUAGAAAGCAAAAACAAGAUAGUUCCUUUAUAAAAUGACAUGGCCUGCCUAACCAGGCCAAUAUUUCUGGAACGAGACAUCGCCUCUGAGUGUUUUAAGUCUUCAUUAAAACACCAUAUGGCAACUGCCAUUUAAUUCCAUUAUAGUAAGAAACAGCAGACAUUUCUGUAGUCAGUAUCUCCCAAACUGUUUGACUCACACUAAAACAGUCUGAAAAGACAAAUAUGUCUACAGGGCAGAGGAAGAACAUGAGCAUUUGAUUUUACAUGCGGCUCCCCUUGAAACAUUGCAGUUUUGAUUUUUAUGUAAAUGAAUCUGCCAAUAAGUAAUAAACAUUUGCAUGCCUA
Molecule: messenger RNA, 2385 nt
Organism: Haplochromis burtoni (Burton's mouthbrooder)
Lineage: Eukaryota; Metazoa; Chordata; Actinopteri; Cichliformes; Cichlidae
Gene: dusp19b
Product: dual specificity phosphatase 19b
Exons: 5
Coding region: 1149-1760 (203 amino acids)
Biological process (GO): protein dephosphorylation; regulation of MAP kinase activity
Cellular component (GO): cytoplasm
Molecular function (GO): JUN kinase phosphatase activity
Source: RefSeq, a predicted model, not a curated record